AUGCACCUGGAUCCUCCGCUGCCGGCACCCGGUGUGCCGGCCACGCGGCAACGGAGCCGGACGUUCGUUACGCGCCCCCGCUCGUCCGUGCUCAUGCUCUCGAAUAUGGAUCGUCGUCUGUCACUGGGCGAGGACAUGUCCCAGGCCCUGGCGUGGACACGUAUGGUGCCUCGCGAGCCUGGCCCAGGUACCUCGCGGCAUCGCCACACGGCCUCUGACGUCGACGCCCUCGCUCACACGCCGGCCCUGCAGCGCCAGAUGACGCAGCGCCGCGCCUUGGCGCUCGAGCUGUACGACUCGGAGAAAGCCUACGUCCGGGGCUUAUGCCUGAUCGACACGUACUAUUAUACCCCUCUGCUCACUGCCGCCCAGCAGCCUGUACCGAUUGUGUCGCGCAGUGCGCUGAACCGCAUGUUUGCCAACUUUUACGAUAUCCUGCAGCUCAGCAAGGAGCUGCUGUGCCGCCUCGACGAGCGCGUGGGCGACGGGAGUCCUGUGGACGCGCCGUGGGACCCACUGCAGGACGAGGUUGGCGACCUGCUCGCGCCCAUCGCGCCGUUCCUCAAGAUGUAUUCGCUCUUCAUGCAGAACUUCUCGCAGGCGAUGCAGAGCAUCGAGGCGGAGCGCCGCGGCAACGAGCGUUUCCGGCGCUUUCUCACCGAUGCCAACCAGAAGACGCACGCGGAGCACCAGCGCGCGAUGGCCCUGGGACUCGAGGCGCAGAUGCUCACGAUUGUACAGCGCGUGCCGCGCUACAAGCUCCUGCUGCAUGGCCUACUCGUCCACACGCCCGAGUGGCACCGCGACUAUGCGCUGCUGCGCCAGUCGUACACGGUCGUGGACCACACGGCUUCGUACAUUAACGAGCACAUGCGGCAGCACGAGCUUACCCUCACGGCCCUCGAGCUGCAGCGCACGCUUCUGGGCCUCAAGGAGCCGCUCGUCGUGCCUGGGCGCCGCCUGCUCAAGUAUGGCACCCUGCUCAAGACACGCCGCAAGGAUAUCCAGCCGCGAUGCCUCUACCUAUUUUCCGACUGUCUCGUCGUAUCGAGUGCCAGCGCCGACUCGGUCGCUCCCACGGACCUCGAGGCGCCGCUUGAGCGCCCGCGCUCAUCGUACAGCGACGCAGCCGAUGCGCCCGUCGCUCCCGCAGCGACAAGUCUGCACCGCCUGCCGCGGAUGAGCAUGCAAUACCUCACGCACAAGCUGCCUCUCACGGACUUGACCGUCAUUGGCUACGACGACCUGCCGCUCCGUGUGGGCGCAGGCGCGCCUGCUGCGUCGCCGAGUCUCCCCGCGUCGGCCAGCAUGCCCAACCUGGCCGCGAUGCACGCGGACCCCCGCGCAGUCUUGCGGCACAGGUUCGAGGUCCUCUCGCCCCACUGCAGCUUCUCGCUCUAUGCGCCGACGCGCGGCUGCCAGCAGCGCUGGGUCGCGGCGAUCCGCGAGGCACAGGACGAGUACCGCGCGAGCCUCCCGUCGAUGCGCCAGAGCACAGAGCUUGCGUCGCGGCCAGCGUCGCUCUCGUCGUCCGCGAGCAGCGACGCGCUCGACGAAGAGCUCGCUACGCCUGCCGCGCACCUCAGCCUAUCCCCUGGCGAGGCACAGCCGCAUGCGUCCUCCUCGCUCUCCGCGCCCCUCUUUGGCCGCAACGAAGACCUGCCCGCGCUCGAGCACUACCUCGCGCCCGUGUGGGUCCCCGACAGCCUGGCGGCACGCUGUCGGCGGUGUGGCGAGCCAUUCACGCUAUGGCGCCGCAAACACCAUUGCCGUCUCUGCGGCCACGUAUUCUGCCAUGCCUGUGCAUCGAACUACUUCCGGAUCCGUGCCGCCGGAGAUCUCCAUGCGGAUGUGCGCACACGCGCGUGUGUCGCGUGUUUCCGCUCGACGUUCCAUCACGCGCCUCGGCUGCAGCAUUCCGAGGCCCACACGGUCAGCGGGCCGGACCCGCUGGCCUCGCUCGCGCCGCCCGUCGUACCUCUGCCCGUGCUCAUGUCCGUUCCCCAGGACGCCACGCACCCGGCGCACGACCGUCGCUGGUCGAUCGUGAGUGUGCCGCAGGACAGUCCCUCGACGCCGCGCGUGCAAGUUCGCACAAAGACAACGGCGCCGCCUGCGCGCGAGGAGUCGCCCGUACAGGACUCUGCGCCCACGACGCCGAGACGUCUUGCGUUCGCGCCGCCGUCGCCAGCGGCGGCGUGGCUCAAGUCGCUGCUGCGUUCGCCAGCGCCGCCGCUCUGCCUCGCGCGUCUUGCGAUGCCUGCGCGCGGCUCCGGCCCCGUCGUCGGCACGUCCGAUGCGGAGGAGGCGGUGGGGUGGGGCAGCGAUAGUGGCGCUGGCGAUCUCGUCGAUACGAGUCGCUGCUCACGCCACCAUACUCUGUUUGGCACCGAGCCGCGCCGUCGCGCGCGUGCCUCGGCUGCCCCGCCGCCGCCAGCGACGCCGGCGCCGGCGCCGGCGCCGCGCCACCACCUGCGCACGCGCAAUAUCGCACAGAUUCACCCAUAUACCAUCGAGGCUCUGCGGUACCGCCGCGAGCUGUACGCGAAUGAUUGGCAGGACGCCGUCGUGUCCCAGCGCGAGUGGCGCCGCCGGCCCCUCUUGGAGGAGUCCGAGGCGCGCAAGACAGCGUCGCCGUCGCUCUCACCGCCAAGGCGCACGCGCUCGCCGUCUGCCACCGAUCCACCGAUACCCUCCGCGAGCUCGCCGCGCUCGGCGCGCGCGAGUCCAGCGCCGCCAUCGCCGUCCUCCUCGGAUAGCACGGACUAUGAGCGGCGGUUCCGUGUGCUCAAGCGCAUGAUGCCUGUUCACAUGGCGCGUGCCUGCAUUGAUGACCUGCGGGCGAUGCGGCAUGGCGUCUCCAGCGACUCGGACGACGAAGUGCCUGCACGGCCCCGCGCCGAGCCACACAGCGCACUCCAGCCCGGCGAGUCGCGGCGCCGACUCCGCCACACCGCCGAGGCGGCGCGUGCGCCCCUUCUCAGCGACGUGUCAUCGAGCGAGUCUGCCUCGGACACCCCACCGCCGCCCUCACCCCGCCUCCGCAACGCGGACCUGCGCUGGUGGGCCGUGCGACGCCGAGCGCCGUCGCCCGUGCGCGAAGGCGACGUGAUCGAUCGCAUGCUCUCACGCGCUACGGCUCAGCGCGCACGCCGAGCCCCUGCGUCCGCACGCAGCACAGCACGCAGCAAGGGAUCCCCAGGCGCGCGGCGCAGCGCACGCACGACCCUGCCGACCUGGCUGACCGGGCGUCGAGACGCGUCGCCAACGCCACGCGCCCAGGCGCACCACGCCGGCACCUAUGUGCUCCCUGGCGCCGGCCACAUCCACGGCGUGCCGACGCAGCGGCGGGACCUCGUGUCGCGUCUGCCGUACGUGCCACCGGCGCAUCCUGCGCUGGACCUGCGUCGCGAGGCACGUGCCGCUGCCCCGAUCGCUACGCCCACGCACCCGCGGCGCGUAUCGCGGGGCGCAGGGCGCGGGGCGCGGAACGCCGGUGGCCCCGAACCGGCACGCUCUCCCCGUGCAGCACCCGCCCCGGCCCUCCCAGCCGCAUGGCACGCCGCACCGCCCGCGUGGCGCGACGACCUGCAGGCGCUCCUGCACUGGGACGGCCUCUUGCAUGUGGAGGUGGAUCUCGGCGUCGCGCCGCCCCCCCUCGGCGUGCGAUUCGCGGCGGACACGGAUCUGGGCCGGGGACGCCUGCACGCUCUGCUGCAUGGCACGGUUCCGCCUGCGCCACUCACCUGCCAUGUGCUGGGCCAUACCCUGCACGACCACAUGAGCAUGGACGAUGUGGGCGCGACCCUGGCAGCGCUGGGCGAGCGUCUAGACGACACGCGCCUGUGGCGCCCCCUUGUGCACUUUCUCGGCACGUGGCUCUCGAUGCAGGCGGCACGCUACCCCCGCGAGGGCGUCGCGCUCGCCGGCGCCUUUGAGGUCGGCGCAGCGAGUGAGAUGCUGUGUGCGUGGGCGCAGGCGCAGCUGCAGCGCGCGCUACCGGUCGAGCCGACCCUGCUGCUGCUGUGGUUCCGCGUCGAGGUGCAGUGGCGGGUGUGGCAGCUCGGCGCCUGCACGCCCGUGCCCGUGCUCGACGUGGCGCAGCCGCUCAUGCUCCGCCUGCUGGCCAGCGGCCUUGCGCGCACGCUCGCGCACAUCGCCGAGGCGGAUCGCACGCCACUCACUGACCUCACGGCGGAGCUGUGGGUGCAUGCGGUCCAUGUCCUGGGGCGGAUUGAUGACGAAGCGUUCUGGGACGUGCUCGCUGCGGCGGCGGACGACUACUUUGCGCUCACGCCGUGCUCCGCGCUCGUGCGCUGCGAGCGUGCGUGGCUCAUUGUGCUCGGCGUGUGCUCGCUCUCGUUCUUCUCGGCCGCCGCUGGCGUCGCAGGCCCCGCGCCUCAUGUGCGUGCCCACUGGGCCACUAUCCAGGCCCUGCUCGCGCGCGUGCGCCUGCGGUACGAUGCGCCCGUCGAGCGCGCCGCGCCGCGCCAGCUCCUGCAGAAGCGCGAUGCCUACAUUCACGUUCUCCUGCACCGCUGCUUUCUCCUAUGCACGCGCUGGCAAUGGCCGCUCCUGCACUCGGAGUCGCUGUUGCGCCACCUCUUCGACGUCUUCGACGCGCAUGCCCUGGAGGACUUGCCGUCCGAGCACGACCACGACUUUGCGCCGUUCCUGCGCCACUUUGACGCGUCGCGCCUCCUGGACGCGCCGCCCCAGGGCAGCGCCUACCACGUUUUCCUCCAGCUGCUCGGCCGCGCGAGUGCCGAGCUGCAGCAGGUGCCUGAUGGCCGCCAGCGCCUCGCGCGCUUGUUCUCGCGCAUGACGCCCGUGCGUGUGAUGCCGUUUACCCAGGCGGACCCGCCCGUGUCGACGGAGCGCGCCAAGCUCUUCAACCAUUACUCGAUCGUGAUGCUGUUCCUCUACUUCGAGCCGGCGUCCGCGCUGCUCCGCCUGCGCCAGAUCCGCAGCUUCCUUGCGUUCACGCCGGCGGACCGGGCCAGCCAAAUCGCAUGCAUCCGCGCCAUGGUAUACGCUGGCACGCUGUUCCGGCACCACGGCCUCGACGUGCAGCCUGUCGUGGCAUGGCUCGUCGACGUACUGCAGGCGCUCCAAGCUGCGGCCGGCGCACCGCACCCCUCGGACGGCCUCGCGGCGCGCCAUGCCGCACAGACGCAGCGCGAGCUCACACGCAUGGUCGCUGUGCUUGUGCGCUCCGUGCAGCACCUCGUCGAGCAUCCCGGCUUCCCGGGUCGCACCGUGUAUCCCCCCCUGGCGCUCCUGCAUCCCGCGUGGACACACGAGCUGCUACAGCAGGCGCCUCCGCCAGACGUGGCCGUCGAGGUGCUCCAUGUGACGCGUGCGUUCCUUGCGCAGCGCACGCUCGCGCUGCAGCCCGUGCCGUCGGCGCGUGCACCGGGCGUCGACGACGUGGACGACGAGUUUGAUGAUACCCUACUCACUGACCCAUCGCUCGAUGCGCUGCUGGGCGAGGCGGCAGAUCCCUCGCCGGAUGCAGACCUGGCUGGACAGCUGCACACGCACCUAUCGCCCGCGCUGUUCCAGCUGCUCGAUUCAUGGACGAGUGCGCCGCGCGCCGACGCACGCACAGCUCUCGAGGCGCUCGUGGCGCAGGCAGAGAUGCAAGCGCGCGUGGACCUGCUCGUCGAUACGUGGGCCGAGUGCGCGCGCGUGCUCGUGUACCACAACCGCCGCGACUGGCGCGGGUACCUCACGCUCGGCAACGAGUCGUGGAAGCGGCUGCGGGCACCCGUCCAAAAGCGGCUUGUCGCUGUGCGAUUCGCGGCGCGCCUUGCUGCGUGGGAUCCACAGGCUCUGGCGGCCUGCGCGACCGAGUGUGUGAUGGUCUGGUUCCAUGGGCUGGCCGCGUACCGCGCAGACGAGCUGCCAGCACUGACGGCGGCGCUCGCGCCGCACGACUCGCUAGUGCCGCACGGCACGCCGCGCGAUGCGGCGGCCUUUGCCGCCGCGCACCUUGCCCUGAUCGAGCACGUGGUGCGUACGAUGCGCGAGGAGAGUGAGACACAGCCAACGCGCGUGGGGCUCUUUAUACAGUGCCUAUCAGCUCUGCUCUCGUCGAUCCGCGUCUACACAGCACACACGCCCGAGCCGGCCUACUUGGAUCAAUGCGCACGACUCCUCGAGGUCGUGCAUACGUUGGGUGGCGCCGUGGGCCGCGGCAUCGGUGCCGAGUGGCAGGCUACGCAGACGGCGGUACAGUCGCUGGCCCGAGCGCGCCCUUAG
Messenger RNA from Malassezia sympodialis ATCC 42132, 6264 nucleotides. RefSeq lists its product as uncharacterized. Gene Ontology annotation, cellular component: cytoplasm. The record is from RefSeq and is a predicted model, not a curated record. Gene Ontology annotation, molecular function: guanyl-nucleotide exchange factor activity; metal ion binding. Lineage: Eukaryota; Fungi; Basidiomycota; Malasseziomycetes; Malasseziales; Malasseziaceae.